AUGGUUGAGCGUCAACCACAUGUUGAUCUGCUGAGAAGGGCCAUCAUUGAAGCUGGAGGAGAUGCCCAACCGCCGGAAAGUGCAAAGACCAGCCUUCAUGAAACCCUCAAGAACACAUUGAUUGACCACAAGACCUUUUUGGUAAUGGAUGAUGUGUGGAACCAUAGAGCAUGGGAUGACGUGCUGAAAAUACCCUUAGUUAAUGUUGCUGCUUCAGGCAGCCGAGUCCUUGUCACUACCAGAGAUGAAGGUGUUGCCCGAGGGAUGAGAGCUAUAUGGCCGUACCACCAUGUCGACACAUUAGUGCCUGAGGAUGCUUGGUCAUUGCUCAAGAAGCAGGUAUGCUCAACUGAGAUAGAUGAAGAUCACAUCAAUACGCUAAAGGAUAUCGGACUGAAAAUUAUACAGAAAUGUGGUUGUUUACCAAUUGCUAUUAAAGUGAUGGGAGGACUCUUGCGUGAAAGAGAGGGGCUACGUCGUGACUGGCAGCAUGUUUUGGAUGAUUCUAAAUGGUCAACAACUAAAAUGCCCAAUGAUCUCAACCACACAGUAUACUUAAGCUAUGAAUAUAUGCCUUCUUACCUGAAGCAGUGCUUUUUAUACUAUUCUUUUCUUCCUAAAAGUAGAAAUUUUCAUAUGGAGCAAGUCGUGGCAAUGUGGAUAAGCGAAGGAUUUAUUCAUGGAAACUCCGGUGAUUUAGAAGAACUGGGAAGAAAUUACUACAAGGAGUUAGUAUCUAGGAACCUUAUAGAGCCAGAUAAAUCUAUAUGA
Molecule: messenger RNA, 771 nt
Organism: Triticum turgidum subsp. durum (durum wheat)
Lineage: Eukaryota; Viridiplantae; Streptophyta; Magnoliopsida; Poales; Poaceae
Source: the annotation of a GenBank genome assembly